AUGGAGAGCCUGCUGGAGAACCCGGUGCGUGCCGUGCUCUACCUCAAGGAGCUCACGGCCAUCGUGCAGAACCAGCAGAGCCUCAUCCACACCCAGCGCCAGCGCAUCGACGAGCUGGAGCGGCGGCUGGACGAGCUAAGCGCCGAGAACCGCAGCCUGUGGGAGCACCAGCAGCUGCUGCAAGCCCAGCCUCCGCCCGGGCUCGUCCCUCCGUCGCCAGCCCCGCUGCCCGUCACCCCGGCCACAGCCGCCGCCGCCGCCGCCGCUGGGGCCCAGGAACCGCUCCAGAACCACGGACAGCUCUCGCCCGCCGCGCCGCAGCCUGCGCCGGAGCAGCCACCGCUUCAGCACCACGGACAGCUCCUGGUGCAGCCCCAGCCGGGCCCCAGCAGCAGGGCUCACGCACCCCAGUCUCCCCACCAGCACCCAGUGGCGCCCGGGGCCGUCGCCGACAAGGAGAAAGAGCGUCCCCCGAGUUGUUGCACUGCCGCUGGAACCCUCCUUCAGCACAAAUCCCCCGCCGCCCUCGGCAAGGGCGUCCUGAGCAGGAGACCCGAGAAUGAGACCGUGCUGCACCAGUUCUGCUGCCCAGCCGCUGACGCCGAGCAGAAGCCUGCCUGCUCCGACUUGGCCUCCCAAAGCGAUGGCUCCUGUGCCCAGGCCGGUGGGGGCAUGGAGGACUCCGUGGUGGCAGCGGCGGCGGUGGCAGCCGGCAGACCCAGUGCCCAUGCCCCGAAGGCUCAAGCCCAGGAGCUGCAGGAGGAGGAGGAGCGGCCGGGGGCGGGGGGUGCCUCCCCGAGGGCUGGCUCCCACCGCGCGGCCUCCCCCGGCCGGCAGCAGCCUGCCUUGGCGACGGCGCUCUGCUCCCACGCCCCUAACGCCUCCGAUUACGAGCUCUCCCUUGACCUAAAGAAUAAACAGAUUGAAAUGCUAGAACACAAGUACGGGGGCCACCUUGUGUCCCGGCGCGCCGCUUGCACCAUCCAAACCGCCUUCCGCCAGUACCAGCUCAGCAAGAACUUUGAGAAGAUCCGCAACUCCCUCCUGGAGAGCCGCCUGCCGCGGCGGAUCUCCCUGCGCAAGGUGCGGGCGCCCACGGCCGAGAGCCUGGCGGCCGAGAAGGCGCUCAUGGAGGGCUACGGCCUCAUGGGGCUGCCGCUGGUGCGCUCGCCCUCCCUGCCGCCCACCUUCGCGGGCACGCUCACCGAGCUGGAGGACUCCUUCACCGAGCAGGUGCAGUCCCUGGCCAAGUCCAUCGACGACGCCCUGAGCACCUGGAGCCUCAAGACCAUGUGCUCCCUGCAAGAGAGCGGCGCUUACCAACUCCACCAGGCCCUGCACGCGGGCGCGGGGCCACCCGGCCUGGAGGCCGAGAUGCGGGAGCUCAACAGCGCCCGCCCGGCGCCCGGGGAAGAGGCCGCCGAGGUCGCCGGCCUGCCCCAGGGCCACAGCAGCACCCUCAUGAUGGCUUUCCGGGACGUCACCGUGCAGAUCGCCAACCAGAACAUCUCUGUCUCCUCUGCCACGGCUCUGUCGGUGGCCAACUGCUUGGGCGCGCAGACCGCCCAGGCCCCGGCAGAGCCCGCGGCUGCGGGCAAAGCGGAGCAGGGCGAAGCCCCGGGGCAGGAGCCCCCCGAGGCACCCACCGCGGGUCAGGGGGGUGCUCCCGCCGAGAACACGGGCGCAGAGGCCGGAGCCAGCGCCGCCUUGGGCGCGCACCCACCUGGGGCUGCCCAGACCGUGGUGGAGGGGGCCGCGGUAGCGGUCUCGGAGGCAGAGGCAGAGGAGGAGGAGGCCGGGGAGGCGGGGAAGGAGACGGAGGCCGAGGCCGGCGACAACUCGGAGCAGCUGAGUAGCAGCAGCACGUCCACCAAGUCGGCCAAGUCGGGAUCGGAAGCAUCGGCCUCAGCCUCCAAGGAGGCCCUGCAGGCCAUGAUCCUGAGCCUGCCGCGCUACCACUGCGAGAACCCCGCCAGCUGCAAGUCGCCCACGCUCUCCACAGACACGCUGCGCAAACGGCUCUAUCGCAUCGGCCUCAACCUUUUCAACAUAAACCCGGACAAAGGCAUCCAGUUCCUGAUCUCCCGAGGCUUCAUCCCUGACACCCCCAUUGGAGUGGCCCACUUCCUGCUCCAGCGCAAGGGCCUCAGCCGGCAGAUGAUCGGGGAGUUCCUGGGUAACAGCAAGAAGCAGUUCAACCGCGAUGUGCUGGACUGUGUGGUGGACGAGAUGGACUUCUCCAGCAUGGAGCUGGACGAGGCCCUGCGGAAGUUCCAGGCCCACAUCCGCGUGCAGGGGGAAGCCCAGAAGGUAGAGCGACUCAUAGAGGCCUUCAGCCAGCGCUACUGCAUGUGCAACCCCGAGGUGGUGCAGCAGUUCCACAACCCCGACACCAUCUUCAUCCUCGCCUUUGCCAUCAUCCUCCUCAACACCGACAUGUACAGCCCCAACAUCAAGCCCGACCGGAAGAUGAUGCUAGAGGACUUUAUCCGAAACCUGAGAGGUGUGGAUGACGGUGCCGACAUCCCCAGGGAGCUGGUGGUGGGCAUCUAUGAAAGGAUACAACAGAAGGAGCUCAAGUCCAAUGAGGACCACGUCACGUAUGUCACCAAGGUGGAGAAGUCCAUUGUGGGCAUGAAGACGGUGCUGUCGGUGCCCCACCGCCGCCUGGUCUGCUGCAGCCGGCUCUUUGAGGUGACAGAUGUCAACAAGCUGCAGAAGCAGGCUGCGCAUCAGAGGGAGGUGUUCCUCUUCAAUGACCUGCUGGUGAUUCUCAAACUUUGCCCGAAGAAGAAGAGCUCCUCCACAUACACGUUCUGCAAGUCAGUGGGCCUGCUGGGCAUGGGGUUCCACCUCUUUGAGAAUGAAUAUUACUCUCAUGGCAUCACCCUGGUGACCCCGCUUUCGGGCUCUGAGAAGAAGCAGGUGCUGCAUUUCUGUGCCCUGGGCUCGGACGAGAUGCAGAAGUUUGUGGAGGACCUGAAGGAAUCCAUCGCUGAGGUGACAGAGCUGGAGCAGAUCCGGAUAGAGUGGGAGCUGGAGAAGCAGCAGGGAGCAAAGACGCUGUCCUUCAAGUCCAGCGGGGCACAGGUGGACCCACAGUCCAAGCACGGAUCGCCUACAGCCAAAAGGGAAGCUGCCCUGGGGGAGAAGCCGGUGGAGAGCACGGUGGAGGUGUCAAUUCACAACAGGCUUCAAACGUCUCAGCACAACCCCGGGCUGGGGGCCGAGAGGGGAGCGCCGGUGCCACUGCCAGACCCGCAGCCUAGCCCCUUGAGGGAGCAGCCCCCGCCGCUGCCGCCGCUGCCACCCACACCCCCCGGGACCCUGGUGCAAUGCCAGCAAAUUGUCAAGGUCAUUGUCCUGGACAAGCCCUGCUUGGCCCGCAUGGAGCCCCUGCUGAGCCAGGCUCUCUCCUGCUACACCUCGUCCUCCUCUGACUCCUGUGGCUCCACACCCCUGGGUGGUCCAGGCUCCCCGGUCAAGGUCAUCCACCAGCCUCCGCUGCCCCCGCCCCCACCCCCCUACAACCACCCCCACCAGUACUGCCCGCCCGGCUCUCUGCUGCACCGGCGCCGCUACUCCAGCGGCUCCAGGAGCCUGGUGUAG
Messenger RNA from Prionailurus viverrinus (fishing cat), 3609 nucleotides. RefSeq names its product IQ motif and Sec7 domain ArfGEF 3 (gene IQSEC3). NCBI's taxonomy places the organism in Eukaryota, Metazoa, Chordata, Mammalia, Carnivora, Felidae. The record is from RefSeq and is a predicted model, not a curated record. Gene Ontology annotation, molecular function: protein binding; guanyl-nucleotide exchange factor activity. Gene Ontology annotation, biological process: regulation of ARF protein signal transduction; actin cytoskeleton organization. The transcript is spliced from 14 exons. Bases 1 to 3609 code for a protein of 1202 amino acids.